ACAAAAGAUGCUUAUCAUCUCCAAUAGAGAGGAAAGACCAAAAACAUCAAAAUGAGCAUAUCACCCUAGAAGGAAGAAGAAACAAACGGUAUAAAUCAGAGAGUCUGAAAGUAGAAUUGGGUCAUUGACUCAUCUCUCUCCAUAUAAAUAAUUUUUAAUGUUUUUGUCUAACACAAAAUAAGUGUUCAUACUGUGAUUCCCUGACGUUUUCUUCAAGCACUAAUCGUCAAUGCUUCAACUUCUUUAUAUGGUAGUCUGAAUGGGAUCGUUGAAUUCCUGCCGUCACGCCUUCGAAACAAAGCUUAUAUGUAUGCCUAUAAAAGAAGCACCUAUCUCUCCAAUGAAAGACCAAUCAACGACAUGGAAUUUCUCCCUCUACUCUAUUCGUUCUGCCUCUGCAUAUUUGUCUUUCCUUCCUUCACUUCUCCAGCUAUAUUAUUCCAGGGGUUCAAUUGGGAAUCCAGUAACAAAGGAGGAUGGUAUAAUUCCCUAAAGAAUUCUGUUCCUGAUCUUGCUAACGCAGGCAUAACUCAUGUCUGGCUACCUCCUCCGUCUCAAUCUGUUGCUCCUCAAGGUUACAUGCCGGGAAGGCUAUACGAUCUCAACGCAUCAAAAUAUGGUUCCCGGGAUGAACUCAAGUCUCUAAUUGCUGCUUUGAAAGAGAAAGGAAUCAAAGCCCUUGCUGACAUUGUAAUAAACCACAGAACGGCUGAGAAGAAGGACGGGAGAGGAAUAUGGUGCAUCUUUGAAGGUGGAACCCCAGAUGGAAAGCUUGACUGGGGACCCUCUUUCAUCUGCAAAGAUGACACUGCCUAUUCCGACGGCAAUGGAAACCCAGAUAGCGGUGAGGAUUUUCAACCGGCCCCUGACAUUGACCACCUCAAUCCACAGGUACAGAAAGAGCUUUCUGAGUGGAUGAAUUGGCUGAAAACCGAAAUCGGAUUCGACGGAUGGCGAUUCGACUUCGUGAAGGGUUAUGCUCCAAGUAUUACCAAAAUUUACAUGGAACAAACAUCUCCGGGUUUCGCAGUAGGGGAGAAUUGGAACUCUCUUUCUUAUGGACAAAAUGGAAAACCUGAUACUAACCAGGACGCUCACCGUGGUACACUUGCUAAUUGGGUUGAGGCUGCUGGUGGGGCUGUUACUGCUUUUGACUUCACUACGAAAGGGAUUCUACAAGCUGCUGUUGAAGGAGAGCUGUGGAGGUUGAAGGACUCCAAUGGAAAGCCUCCAGGGUUGAUUGGAAUAAAGCCUGCAAGGGCAGUCACAUUCAUUGACAAUCAUGAUACAGGGUCUACUCAAAAGCUUUGGCCUUUCCCAUCUGAUAAAGUCAUUCUGGGAUAUGCAUACAUUCUCACUCAUCCUGGCAUUCCAUCAAUAUUCUAUGAUCAUUUCUUUGACUGGGGGCUCAAAGAGGAGUUAACAAAACUGACUGCAAUUAGGACAAGAAACACCAUCCAGACCACGAGCACCGUGAACAUUUUAGCUGCUGAUGCUGAUCUUUAUUUGGCUGGGAUUGAUAACAAGAUCAUUGUGAAGAUUGGUCCAAAAAUGGAUUUGGGAAACCUUGUUCCGCCAAACUAUAAAGUUGCUACCUCUGGAAAAGACUAUGCUGUUUGGGAGAAAAAUUGAUUCCACCAUUUUUUAGAAGAAAGAGGAGUUGCUCUUACUUCUUCUUCUUCUUCCUUACCUCUUAACUCGGACAAAUCAAGAAUUGAAGCAAAUCAGAUUCAUACCUUCUUGAUAAAAUCUGGUGUUCGCCAUUUUGUCUAUGUGAGCACUGCGUUUCUUGACUUUCAUACGAAACUCGGAUGCUUACAAGUUGCACACCGCUUAUUCGAUGAUAUGCUCGAGAGAGAUGUUGUCUCUUGGAACGCAUUAAUUUGUGGAUUUUCACGAAAUGGAUAUGAUGUUGACGCUUUAAAAUUAUUUGUUCAAAUGUGUAGAGAGGGUUUUAAUCCUCAAGAAACAACUUUGGUUAGUUUGGUUCCUUCGUGUGGUAGACAUGAAUUAAUUUUCCAAGGAAAAUCUGUCCAUGGGUUUGCAAUUAAAGCUGGCCUUUAUUUGUAUUCUGAGGUGAAGAAUGUGCUUACGUCUAUGUAUGGCAAAUAUGCGGAUUUGGAUGCCGCAAAAUGCUUGUUUGAAGAGAUAGAUGAUAAGGGCGUGAUUUCUUGGAAUACCAUGAUUGGUGCUUAUGGACAAAAUGGUUUCUUUGAUGAGGCGAUGCUUGUCUUCAAGCAGAUGAUGGUGGAAAGUGUGAAAGCAAAUCCAGUGACCCUGGUUAGCCUUCUCUCAGCAAAUGCUAAUCCAGAAACCACCCAUUGUCAUGCCAUUAAACUUGGUAUCAUCGAUGAUAUUUCCGUGAUUGCUUCACUAGUUUGUGAAUAUUCAAGGUGUGGAAAUUCAGUAUCAGCAGAACUGCUUUACAAGUCACUACCCCAGAAAAAUUUAGUUCCCUUAACGGCAAUUUUAUCAUGCCAUGCUGAGAAGGGUAACAUGGACACUGUGAUGAGAAUUUUUGCAGAAAUGCAGCAGUUAGACAUGAAAAUGGAUGCAGUCGCUAUGGUUAGCAUCCUUCGUGGGAUUAGAGACCCUGCUCACUUCGGCAUUGCACUUGCUUUCCAUGGUUAUGGGUUCAAGAGUGGGUUGAGCAUUGAUAAUUUGGUGACAAAUGGGUUGAUAAGCAUGUAUUCAAGGUUUGAUGCUAUAGAAGCUGCUUUUUCUCUGUUUUCUGAGAUGCAUGAGAGACCAAUAAUCAGUUGGAAUUCUUUGAUUUCUGGCUGCGUGCAGGCUGGAAAGUCAAGUGAUGCCUUUGAGUUAUUCUGUCAAAUGAAGAUAUAUGGGCAUAGUCCAGAUGCCAUUACGAUUGCUAGUUUACUAUCUGGGUGUGGCCAACUUGGAUAUUUGCAGUUUGGGGAGAGACUCCAUAACUUUGUCUUGAGACAUGAUUUUGGGGUGGAAGAUUUUGUUGGGACUGCUCUUAUAGACAUGUACACCAAAUGCGGAAGAAUAGAGCAUGCUGAAAGGGUGUUUAAGUGCAUCAAAGAUCCAUGUUUGGCAACAUGGAACUCAAUGAUUUCGGGUUAUAGUUUGUAUGGAUUAGAGCAUAAAGCUCUUGCUUGCUUCUCUGACGUGCAGGAAAAAGGGCUAAAACCUGAUAAAAUCAGUUUCUUGGGAGUUUUAGCAGCUUGUACCCAUGGAGGUCUUGUUGAUGAAGGAAGAAAAUACUUCCAAAUCAUGAGGGAAGAAUUCAAUAUGGUGCCAGGUUUGCAGCACUUUGCUUGCAUGGUUGGUCUCUUUGGUCGUGCUGGCUUGUUUGAGGAGGCAUUAACAUUGAUAAGAAGCAUGGAUGUAGAGCCCGAUUUUGCUGUAUGGGGAGCUUUGCUGAAUGCCUGUUGCAUCCACCAAGAGGUGGAGCUGGGUGAGUACUUGGCUAAAAAGUUAUUUUUGUUGGACAGCAAAAGUGGUGGGUUUUAUAUUUUGAUGUCAAAUCUUUAUGCGAGUAAGGGAAGGUGGGAUGAUGUAGCAAAAGUGAGGGAUAUGAUGAGAGACAGUGGAGGGGAUGGCUGUUCAGGGAUUAGUGUUAUUGAGGUCACUUCGAUGGAAGGCAUGAAUAAAGAUUUAUCCAGUAAUGGCAGUUUGGAAUUUGGAUACAAAUACUAGGCAGUAGUUGGUUUCAUAGUGA
This is a messenger RNA of Ziziphus jujuba (common jujube), 3685 nucleotides long. RefSeq names its product pentatricopeptide repeat-containing protein At2g04860. The record is from RefSeq and is a predicted model, not a curated record. Gene Ontology annotation, biological process: RNA modification; carbohydrate metabolic process. Lineage: Eukaryota; Viridiplantae; Streptophyta; Magnoliopsida; Rosales; Rhamnaceae. The transcript has 7 exons. Gene Ontology annotation, molecular function: alpha-amylase activity; RNA binding; protein binding.